UUUACAGUGACUUCCAUUACCCCCAGCUGGGAUUCCUGCGCCUCUGCUGAAAAGCGACACUCCCCCGCCCCGUUUUUUCGCCUUCUCUUUCUGAGGUGGAGCCUGAUACCCCGACUUUACCGACCGCUGGCGAAGGAGACGGCGGAGAGAGAACCGGGACCGUCAAACGUCGGUGGCUCUGGGACGCGGCAGAUCGGGGAGUAGACCUCAUAAAGACGGCUUCAGGGAAGGAAUCUGGAGGGUUGAGCGUGUAAAGCGAACGAACCGAGAGUGAAGGGCAUAUCCACACGAAGAGAUGAAUUAUUUUAUACUCCUGACAGUUUUGGCCACGGUUGUUACCGGGAAGUCACCUCGGCUGAAAUUUACUGUGCACGAGCAUUUCAGGUUCCACUUCACCAGACCUGAGAACUACAUCAGCAUGUACCACCAGGAAGGAAGUGACACGCUCUACGUCGGCGGCAGAGCAAUGAUCUACGUGUUGACGUUCACCGACAGAGGGGUCCGUGACAUGCAGAUCCCAGCGGCAUCGGAUCAGACUGCAAUUGAUACCUGCAAGGCGAAAGCUUCCCCGGAGGAGAUGGAGUGCGACAAUUUCAUCACCGUCCUUCAGAAAGUUAAUGACACAUUCAUAGUGUGUGGGACAAAUGCUGGAAGCCCCAGAUGCUGGAUGCUGGUAAACGACACGGUGCUGACAGACGUCCAGGGUGGUGGGCAGAUAGCAUCAGCCUCUGACAUCUCACCUCCCUACCCUUCGCAGAAGUCAAUCAACUUGCCCGCAGAUGGGAGCCUGUACUCUGCUAUGUCGUCAGUGGGAGGUCAUGCUGGCUCCAUCCGUCGAACAUUUGGCACCCAGAGACUCCUGAAGACGGAGAACGUUUGGCUGCUGAGUCCUCAGUUUGCUGGAGCUGCUAUAAUCCCCGCCUCGGAGAAGUUCAGGGAGGAAAUCUAUUUCUUCUUCACCGAGUUCAACAAGACAGCCCGAGUGGACGAGGAGCCCUACAGAGCCCGCAUCGGCCGGAUCUGCACGGUGGAUGAAGGGGGCAUCAAAGCCCUGCUGCCAGACUCUUGGACCACCUUCAUGAAGGCCCGGGUGAUGUGCGGCGCAGGAAACACUCAGCAGCAGUACAACAACAUGAAGCAGGCGGUGGUCCUGACGGCUCAGGACAAGAGGGCCGGGGUCAUGUACGGCCUCUUUUCCAACGCAUGGGGAAGAACGGUGAUCUGUGCCUAUUCCAUCGAAGAUAUUGACCGAGCUUUCUCCACCUCAAAGCUGAAAGGCUACAGCAGCUCAUUCGGUAGCAAUCGUCCAGGGAUGUGUGCACGCAGAAGCAACUCACCAGCAGACACUCAGAACAACAUCAAAAAUCUGGGCGUGAUCAGAUACCACCCAGAAAUUGAGGACGUGAUUCGGCCGGUGGGUGUGAACCCACUCGACCUCCCCACAGAUGAUCAAAUCACUCACGCAGUCGCAGAUAUUGUGCUGGCCGUCAACGAUGAGCAUUACACCGUCCUAUACCUCGGAACAGAUCAGGGCAAAGUUCUCAAGGUCCUUCACACCAUCCAGGACGUCUUCAUCAUAUCGCAGUACUCCCUGUUCCACAACGAAGGGCCUGUCCUAAAUAUGGCCAUCAACUCACAGAAGGGUCACUUGUAUGUUGGCACAGCCAUGGAGGUCCAGCGACUGGCGCUGGCUGACUGCAGCCGCUACGGCAACACGUGCAGAGAGUGCAUCCUUUCCAGGGAUCCGUACUGUGGCUGGGACAAGGCCAGGAGGAGGUGCAUCGCCAUCCCGCCUGGAUACAACGUCACGACUGGCACUCUUAUUCAGAAUCUCGACAGUUCCAACUCCUCCGUUUGCGAGGAAGCUGCUGCACUUAAGCUGCGUCGAACGUCUCCCAGAGAGAUUGUGGUGAAGGGAAGAAAUACCACCGUGUUCCUGCCCUGCCCGGUGCACUCCUUCCACGCCACCUACCGCUGGGAGAAGGACAACUGCAUCAGGAACUAUCCGUGCCUGUUCUCCGGAGACUUCUGCGUCCUGGGGCCCGUUGUUGACACUCCCCUGAAGGAAGGUGUCUUCCGCUGCAUGGCCACUGAGGACGGAUUCAAGGUGGAAGUUGUUUCCUUCAGGCUGGUGAACGAUGGCAGGCUUAUAUCUGCCUCCCUCGCCUCCACACUGGGCCUCUCAGCCCUCUUUGCUGUGGUGACCUUAUGGCUUCAUUAACUAUAGCUAACACCGAUGCUAUCUUCUCUUUUGUAGUGGCUCCCACUGACAGGAUAAACAAGGAGCUAUUGCGGAAGUUAGGUUCACAAUGCAUUUGGCACCGAUGGUUGGGUUGUGCACUGGCAACUGACUUUUUUUUUAUUUAGUUAUUUGUUUUUAACAAGAAAAUAUCAAUACAUAAAGGUUUAAACACAUCUAAAGCUGCAACUUAUUACAUGAAAUGAGAACUGUAGAAUACAGAGGAUAACAUUUUAACUUAGCUGACUAACAGCUUGAUUCAACCGUGGUGCGAUGCUUUGCGAACCUUUCUUCUCUGACAAAAAAAAAACAAAAACAUGAACGAAUCCAGUGAGUUGGGCAAAAAACAAAACAAACACCAAUCAAUACCAGGCCAAUUCUUUUAAACUUUUCUCUACAUAUUUUGAAAAUACCUUGAUUGUGCUUAUUUGUGGAUAUGUAAACCUUUAAUAACGCUCUUACAUCAUUUAAUCCAUAUCAUUAUCGUCAUGGCUGGUUGGAACCUAAACAGUGUCUGGUAUUGAGAGUUAAAAAGCCUUAACACUUUUGGGACAUGGACUCCUAAGCACAAUUUUGCAGUCGAGGCAGAAAACUGCAGACUCAGUUGGACUUGGGGAAUUGAUGAGUGCGGCUGAGACUAACAACGUGUCGGGGGAGGAAGUGACAGCGUUUAGAUGGGAAGUAGGCGGACGGGCCUCGAACAUCGCUGCGUCUCAGCACUUCCUCCUCAGACCGGGCAGUUUCUGGCAUUUUUACAGCCGAUGGUUUCAGACAACAUAACUUAGCCUUGUUCACAGGUUCGUCCAUUGUUCUUUUCCUUUCAACAUGCCAUCAUCUCUCCUCUUUCCUGUCCGCAAAACCUGCGAUCUUCGAUUAAACACUAUUAUAAUUUAGUUAUGUCCAGAAAUGGUAAUGUUUUUAAAUAAUUGAUGGCAUGUCAUUACUAAAAAUUAUUAAUGUAUGUAAAAUUUGGGGGAAUUAGAAGCUCCAGGUCAAAGAGGAGCUUUUGCGUCACAUGAAACAUUUUUUUUUUCUAUCAGACCAGUGGCGGUUUUUGAUAUGGGUGAUAUUGCUCCCUGUACAGGGUCAAUUUUUGUCAUAAGGAAAGGCGUUUCGGUUGCAACCCAGUGGAAGUUUUCUAUUGCUUGUCUGCAUGUCUAUGGGAGAUUCUGUGCCCUACUGUGUUUGCAUAGUUUAAGCACUGUAAGUAAAUAUGGCCGUGCACCACAGCUGGUUGAUUACGCUAACGUUCGGCGCCGAACUAAAGGGCUAUAUCAAUGUUUUUCUAAACAUCCAAAAAAAAAAAAAAACGUUUUCAUCUCUAGUUCAAAUGUAAAAUACCUAGACUGCUCAAAACUGAUUUGGAUGAACUAAACAGAGAUUAUUAAACACGAUCUGACAUUUAUAAAACCUGUGUUGUAUUUGUGAAAACACAAAAAGAGCAUUGUUUUUGUUUUUUGUUUUUUUUUGCUGGCAUCGGGACAACCUUAGAUUAAGACAGGUCUGAGGAUAUUUAAACAGACCUGGUCAAACUUACUCUAAAUUAAGCACAGAGUCUAGAAAACACAGAUUUGAUUGGUGAAAACUACAUUUUUCAAGCAAGACAGUAUGCCAGAAAAGAGGUUUCUUAGUUUUCUCAAAAAUCUGUUUUUGUCUCAUGUGACAUUUAUGCAAAAACCGCCACUGUACCAGACAAUGCCUAAAGAUGUGAACAAGACGUUAUGCUACAGCCAUUUCAGUAAAGACAAACUCACACAGACAUAGGGACAGAUGAAACUUAGUGAAAAGUAUCACUGAUGCAUUUUAGAGUUUCCAGGAGAAGAGGAAAAAGGCUUAUAGGCUGACUAAGUGUUUUUGGAAGUUAUUUUUCUCUGCAGAUGCUGAUUUUUACCAUUGCUGCCUACGUAUAUAAGCAUUUGUGUUGAUUAUUUAUUUCACGCCAUAGUUUGAACGUGAUUUCCAACCACUGCUGUAUUUUUAUAUUAUUCUCUGACACAAAAGGCUUCAGUAAUUCAAAGCAGAUCCUGCACUGGUCUUGUAAUUUCAGACCUUUGAAUCUGUCCGUUGGAAUAAGCCGAGUGUUAAGAGUUCCUUAGUUGUGCUUACCAGGCCGUCACGGAUGGACAGCAGCGUUUUCUACCCGAAGUAAGAGGCAAGGUUUAAAUCAAAACAUAAAUUAAUUUUACUGUUUUCGACCCUGGACAAAAAUGGUUGAGGAGAUAGAUUAGACUUUAUAGCUUUAUGUCAAAAGAUUUAUAAUUAAUCAUAAGCCCUAAAAUAUCAAACACUGUGCCAAACCCUUAGACAUACUGAUCAGCUGACUAAAGAAGUAGGAUUUCCGGUGAUGCAUUGGAUUAACGAGUCCUCCAGCGAUGGAGGGUUAUCAUUCACCAAAGGUACACGGACCUGACUGAGAUCAGCCUUCCACAGUGGUAGAAAUGUCAUUAAUAGUUAAUCAGGCAACAGCACCAGCCUGUCAUGUUUCCUAUUAAAGAAUUUAUUCUAGGCCGUUAGGGACGCAGGCAGCAAUCUUCUUCUCCACUGUGAAAAUGUGUGUGAGUGACACAGCAUUGUGUUCCUCACUUAGUUAAGUACUUUCUGCUGUCCCUAGAUGUGAGCCACUGACUGUGCCAUUAAAGGAAUAAAAAAGGGACAACAAGGCUCUUUUUAAAGACUCUGUGUUUAAACGCUCGGUGCUUACCGCCUCAUUUGAUGUUCAUUUGAAAUAACAUUUUGUGUCAGAUAAAACCUGAGUACUAGUAGAACACGGGUCUUCCUCGCAGCCACACUCACAAGCAACCACUUCAGGUUCACUGUAAAUCCUGCGUGUGUUUUUUCUGUCAGCACGUUGGUUGGUUAACUCCAGCCUUCAGCCGAGUGCUACUCAACACUUAACUGAGGCCGUUUUACUCCAGUCUGCCACAGAGGUUUGGCAGAAAACAAACAAAAAUCAUAGUUGUGCUCGAGGCAAAGAACGUCUUUAUGCUGCAACUGUAUCUGCUGAUUGCUGUAUGCGUUUAUGUGAUUAGAUUAGAAAUGCCCUUAUCACAAGACACAAGGAGCAGAGUGGUGUAUGAUGCCCGUCCAAUUUGGUGAUUGAGCCUGAUGCUGUGGACUUUUCUCCACCCCUAAACUGAUUAUUAACAAAGAAAAUCAGAGAAACCAUAGCCUAUCUGAGACAGUUGUACUGAAAGUAACAUUUUCCUCUGUCUUACCAUGUAAAUUUAGCUACAAUGAAAGCCAAAAAACUAACUAACUACAUAGUAACUAUGUGGUUGAGAAGUGGUUUGUGUUUUCAUGUUGGAUAACCAAGCCAGAAUUUUAAAUUUUGGCAGGACACUUGAGUUAAAAAAAAACAUGACUUGUCAACCGGAAAGAGUCAUGGAAAUGAUGAUGCCCAUUGCUUGACACAUAUUUGUGGUAUUUUAAAUAAAUAUCGUAUUACAACAAAUGAAAAUGCAAGGAAAUGCUCAAACUACUGCUUGAAAGUAGACGAUUUGCCCCCAACACAAAUCCGAGCCGCUAAAGAAUAAAUGUAUGUAGAUCAUGAGUCCAAGCCCAUGAUAAAAAGACACUAAAUUUCAUCAGUAUUACCUUAUCAGUAUUUCGUCUGCUCGUCUGUAUUCCUCCAUGGUGACAGAUAUUUUGACCCUACAGGAGUUUAAUUUUGGUCAGUUUUGGGUUUGAAAAGACACGUCUGGGUCACACAUAGAGCUGCAGUCUUCAAUAAACCAGAGUCGCACUCCUGCUGGCAAUGUUUGCUAAAGUGCUAGGCUAAUGCUAGCAUGUUUCUGCGCUGUUUUGAUGCAGCUUGUUGAUAAUGCGGCUCGUAACGUAUUUCAGUAUCGUUCCAGUCAGUGUUGUAUGGACGAAACUUGGGGGGGGGGAGGGUUCUGCCAUUUUUUUAACUGAACGCUUUGCUUUGAACAUUUUUCCAUUUUGUGUUUUAGUAGCCCUCCCUGCAGCUGUUCUCCAAACCUGUCUAAGCUGAAGUCAGGAAAAAAAGCUGCAGCAUCAAAUACGGUCUCUCUUUCACUGUGAAUAGCAUUGUAAAGGUUAAAAAAGCAACUCCCUAAUUUAUUACAUCUGUAGAAUGACUUUUCAGGUCUAAACCCCUGCACACAAUCAUACGCAGUUGCUUUCGAAACAUCUGGGCAACCACAUGGUUCUUUGUGAUUAUGGCAUACAUAAAAUCACAACGAGUGUUUUAAAAACAACAAUUAUUGCUGGUUGGUGUUAAUUCAAGCUGAAUUAGCAAAUGAUGUUUUUUUUUUUAUUUGACACAAUAACAAAUAACCUUUAUUGGCUAAUUUCUUGUUAAAUUCUCAAUUAAAAACUUUCUUUUUAACAGUGUCAACUAAUUUAUUAUCUUGUUGUGUUUCUGUUAUACAAUUAUAGUCAAGGGGGAAAUGUGUGUUAAUUAUAUUCUCAAUUUAAGAAUCUUUUAAAUACAGCUAUGAGGUAAAUUUAGCACGUAAAACUGUUAAACUAUCUCACCAGAAGGUCUCUUAGCAAUUGUAUAGCUGGCAGUUUCUUUCUAAUUCAUACAGAAUGCUGUGUAAAAAUGAGAUAUUAGCUUUCUGUUUCCACUGACAGUUUUCUGUCUCUCAGCCUCUGUUGGUACAAAACUAAUUAAACUAGCAUUUUAUUUAUAUAUAUAUAUAUAUAUAUAAGGAAAUAUUUGAAGCCAACACUACUGAUAACUUCUUUAGUUCAGGAAUCUUUGUUUGCUCACCUGAAAGAAAUGACUUGUUUGAAGGUUCAUACCAGGUGGAAUCAAUUCUCUAUUGUUCAUUACCAAACUUCCCCAUCCACCCAGAUCUUUUUUUUUUUAUAUUUGUGUUUACAACACUUGCUGCUGGGUUGAGGAUUUAUAGCACUUCCCUGAACUUGCAUUCAUGAACCACCCUGCUUAGUUCUUCUGAGUCAUUCUUUUGAUAUGGAUUUUGGCUCAGUUGCUACAUUCAGAUUAAGUUAUCGCUCUCUGGCAUCUGUCGUUGUCAGCCAGUCAGCUAAAUGCUAAUCUCCUUCAAAGCAAACUUUUGAUUUUCAAUAAGGGAGGAAUUUCGGUGGAUCACGUUAUCUGUUGUAAAUUAAUCAGUCUUGUAAGGCGGGUUGCUUUUUUUGUUUGCUGUGGGGCUUUUGAGUGUCAAGUACUGUACAUGAUGUGCGCCCAUGAUUCUGUGUCUUGGUAGAUUUACUUUUAAUAGCAAUGUGCGAAACUCUACUAUAUGAAAAAGAGAUUUAUACUGUCUUGGUGCCAUGCCAUUCUAAUACCAUUUCAUGACAUGUAUUUUUAAAAAAACAGAUAUCUAUAGUGCAAUAGAUAUUCAUGUAACAAAUUCAUAUUGACAUGUGUUUACCUGAACAUGUGCAGUGAAAAUUAAUAAAAUUACAAGUAUAA
Messenger RNA from Fundulus heteroclitus (mummichog), 7643 nucleotides. RefSeq names its product Sema and PSI domain-containing protein. The record is from RefSeq and is a predicted model, not a curated record. Gene Ontology annotation, biological process: neural crest cell migration; positive regulation of cell migration; semaphorin-plexin signaling pathway. Gene Ontology annotation, molecular function: semaphorin receptor binding; chemorepellent activity. NCBI's taxonomy places the organism in Eukaryota, Metazoa, Chordata, Actinopteri, Cyprinodontiformes, Fundulidae. Bases 296 to 2221 code for a protein of 641 amino acids. The transcript has 14 exons.